Messenger RNA from Microthlaspi erraticum, 1773 nucleotides. The record is from the annotation of a GenBank genome assembly. NCBI's taxonomy places the organism in Eukaryota, Viridiplantae, Streptophyta, Magnoliopsida, Brassicales, Brassicaceae.
AUGGCCGUAGACUCAAACCUCUCGUCGCCGUUAGGACCUCCGGCGUGUGAAAAAGACGCAAAAGCCCUCCGUUUCAUCGAGGAAAUGACUAGAAACGCAGACGCGGUUCAAGAAAACCUCCUAGCAGAGAUUCUAAGCCGCAACGCUGACACCGAGUACCUCCGCCGCUUCAACCUCGACGGCGCAACCGACCGUGAUACCUUUAAAUCAAAGCUUCCAAUAAUUACAUACGAAGAUCUCCAGCCGGAGAUCCAACGUAUCGCUGACGGAGACCGCUCUCCGAUCUUAUCCGCACAUCCCAUCUCCGAGUUCCUCACAAGCUCGGGAACCUCAGCUGGAGAGAGGAAGCUCAUGCCCACCAUUAGAGAAGAGCUUGAUCGUCGCCAGCUUCUUUACAGUCUCCUCAUGCCUGUCAUGAAUUUGUAUGUGCCUGGAUUAGACAAAGGAAAGGGAUUGUACUUCUUGUUCGUUAAGUCGGAAUCAAAGACACCUGGUGGUUUACCGGCUAGACCGGUCCUAACCAGCUACUACAAGAGUGACCACUUCCGGUCAAGACCUUACGACCCUUAUAACGUCUACACGAGUCCUAACGAAGCCAUUCUCUGUCCCGACUCCUUCCAAAGCAUGUACACUCAGAUGCUAUGCGGCCUCCUUGACCGAUUUUCUGUCCUUCGCGUGGGCGCUGUCUUUGCCUCUGGUCUCCUCCGUGCCAUCCGCUUCCUCCAACUACAUUGGUCGCGCUUCGCCAAUGACAUCGAGUCAGGUUCUCUCGACUCCGAGAUAACCGACCGGUCUAUCAGGCAAUGCAUGUCCGGUAUUCUUAAACCGAAUGCUCACCUGGCUAAAUUCAUCCGCCAGGAGUGCGAGUCGGAAAAUUGGGAACGGAUCAUCACCCGGAUUUGGCCAAACACUAAGUACCUUGAUGUCAUAGUAACCGGAGCCAUGGCUCAGUAUAUCCCAACGUUGGAAUACUACAGCGGCGGUCUUCCAAUGGCAUGCACCAUGUACGCCUCCUCCGAGUGUUACUUCGGUUUAAACCUAAACCCAAUGAGCAAACCGUCCGAAGUCUCUUACACCAUUAUGCCCAACAUGGCAUACUUUGAGUUCAUACCUCUCGGCGGCUCCAAGGCCGUUGAGCUCGUUGAUGUAAAGAUCGGCAAAGAGUACGAACUUGUGGUCACGACCUACGCCGGUCUAUGUCGAUACCGAGUCGGUGACAUCCUCAGAGUCACCGGCUUCCACAACUCGGCACCUCAGUUUCACUUCGUGAGGAGGAAGAACGUCCUCCUCAGCAUUGAUUCUGACAAGACCGACGAGUCAGAGCUUCAGAAAGCGGUGGAGAACGCAUCACGCCUGCUGACCGAAGAGUGUGGGACUCGUGUAGCCGAGUACACUAGCUACGCAGACACAAGCACCAUCCCUGGCCACUACGUACUAUAUUGGGAGUUAUUGGCGAGGGAUGGAGCGAGGCAGCCGAGCCUUGAGACUUUGGCUCGUUGCUGCCUUGAGAUGGAAGAGUCGUUAAACUCGGUUUACCGACAAUGCCGAGUCGCGGACAACUCGGUUGGACCGCUUGAGAUUAGAGUGGUGAGGAAUGGAACGUUCGAGGAGUUGAUGGAUUACGCUAUCUCAAGAGGCGCGUCAAUUAACCAGUACAAGGUACCGAGGUGCGUGAACUUCACGCCUAUUGUGGAGCUACUUGAUUCCAGGGUAGUGUCGGCGCAUUUUAGCCCAGCUUUACCGGAUUGGACGCCGGAGAGGAGGAGGAGAUAA